GGGGAAACGUGGAGCUGUUAAUGCUUGUGUUGUAGCUCAGUCUCAAUGGGUCUUUGCUUGCUUCUGUGAGAGGUGGUUCCCACCCACUUCUUUGUUGCUCUUUGUUCGAUCAGGAAAUACACCCUGCUUUGGAGGUUUCCGAGAGAGCUUUGGCAUCUUGCUUAUGAGGCUGUUCCUAGGUGGAGAGAAUCCUGGUGUAGGAACAUUUUGAGGAGUAGUGCAGAAGUACUAAAGAUUUUCAUCGGGUAAACUUGAAUUCACAGUACAGUGAAUUAUAAAAAUGAGCUAAUUCAGUAAUUUUUGAAUCCUAUUUCCUGUGUCACUCUAAAUUAUACUGAAUGGAGUAGUAACCUGUUUUACAGAUUUAAGCAAAAACGUUAACUUGAUAGUUUCUAGUAUCUGAUUCUUAAGAAGAAAUUUCAAAAUUUAACAGAGGCGAGCCUCAAUCCCCUGAAAACCCUGUCUGAUUUGUGUGAGGCCCAAAUUUUGGAUGCUGCUUCCUACGUUUGGUGUAUUGUAAAUCACAAAAUCUUGCAGUUGGAAACGACCCUAGAGGACUAGGUCACAGUAAAUCUGACCUUAACUUGAAAAGAGCCAUAUCACAUCUGUUCAGUUAGCACGGAUUAAGUACUCUUUUUAUGCUUGUUUAGUGUAAAAUAACUGCCUUUGUCAUCCGUAGAAAGAUCUGAUAUCUUAUCAAAAAAAGUCUAAAUUGUUUGAUGUACGGUAGCUAGUACAAAAUAGUAACAGCCAUGUUUAAAAAAUUUUUUUGAGAGGAUUACAUGUAUUUGUAACAAAUUGACGUGAAAUGAUGCCAUGUUGUAGGGGUGGAAAUGGGAGUAUAUUUUAAUUUUAAUAUGAAUUAUAUUUCUGAAAGUUUGUUAAAGAAUUCGUGCAUAUUUUAGGUUACUGGUGAAAUCUAGGCCGUACGUUCCCUGAUCAAAUUGGAAAGUGAACAACUAGAUGUAUAAUUCGAUUGCUGUACCUGAGGGCCAGCAACCAGGUGUGUUUAACUGACUUGUAAAGGAAUAGGAUACAAGUAAAACAGCUUCCACUCCAAAGAAUUAUAUGACUUGGAAGUAUGCAACAUGUAUUGGAUUGCGGGAACCACCUUGAACGGAUUUUUCUGGAUGUCUUAUUCAUUGGUAAAGUGAUAUUGGAAAUUACUAUUAUGGACAAGGUCAUCCUAUGAAACCUCAUAGAAUCCGCAUGACCCAUAACUUGCUCCUAAAUUAUGGCUUAUAUAGAAAAAUGGAAAUAUAUAGACCCCAUAAGGCCACUGCUGAAGAAAUGACAAAAUACCACAGUGAUGAGUACAUCAAAUUUCUGCGUUCAAUAAGACCAGAUAACAUGUCUGAGUAUAGUAAACAGAUGCAGAGAUUUAAUGUUGGAGAGGAUUGCCCAGUGUUUGAUGGACUCUUCGAGUUUUGUCAGCUCUCAACUGGUGGCUCAGUUGCUGGGGCUGUGAAGUUAAACCGACAACAAACUGAUAUGGCUGUUAACUGGGCUGGAGGAUUACAUCAUGCUAAGAAGUCAGAAGCAUCAGGAUUCUGUUAUGUUAAUGAUAUUGUGCUUGCCAUCCUUGAAUUGCUAAAGUAUCAUCAGAGAGUCUUAUAUAUUGAUAUUGAUAUCCAUCAUGGUGAUGGUGUUGAAGAAGCUUUUUAUACAACAGAUCGUGUAAUGACUGUAUCAUUCCAUAAAUAUGGGGAAUACUUUCCUGGCACUGGAGACUUGAGGGACAUUGGUGCAGGAAAAGGCAAAUACUAUGCUGUUAAUUUUCCAAUGAGAGAUGGUAUAGAUGAUGAGUCAUAUGGGCAGAUAUUUAAGCCGAUUAUCUCAAAAGUGAUGGAGAUGUAUCAACCUAGUGCUGUGGUAUUACAGUGUGGUGCAGACUCAUUAUCUGGUGAUAGACUUGGUUGCUUCAAUCUAACAGUCAAAGGUCAUGCUAAAUGUGUAGAAGUUGUAAAAACUUUCAAUUUACCAUUACUGAUGCUUGGAGGAGGUGGAUACACAAUCCGUAACGUUGCUCGAUGUUGGACUUAUGAGACUGCGGUUGCCCUUGAUUGUGAGAUUCCUAAUGAGUUGCCAUAUAAUGAUUACUUUGAGUAUUUUGGACCGGACUUCAAACUGCAUAUUAGCCCAUCAAACAUGACAAACCAGAACACUCCAGAAUAUAUGGAAAAAAUAAAACAGCGUUUAUUUGAAAAUUUGCGCAUGUUACCUCAUGCACCGGGUGUCCAAAUGCAAGCUAUUCCAGAAGAUGCUGUUCAUGAAGAUAGUGGAGAUGAAGAUGGAGAAGAUCCAGAUAAGAGAAUUUCUAUUCGAGCAUCAGAUAAGCGGAUAGCCUGUGAUGAAGAAUUCUCAGAUUCUGAGGAUGAAGGAGAAGGAGGUCGUAGAAAUGUGGCUGAUCAUAAGAAAGGAGCAAAGAAAGCUAGAAUCGAAGAAGACAAGAAGGAAACAGAGGAUAAAAAAGCAGAUGUUAAAGAAGAAGAUAAAUCCAAGGACAGUAGCGGUGAAAAAACAGAUACCAAAGGAGCCAAAUCGGAACAGCUCAGCAACCCUUGAAUUUGAGUCUCACAAAUUUCAGGAAACCAUAAAAAAAAUGAGAAAAUAUUGGGAAGAAAAAUGUUUUCUUUUUGAAGGAGACUUCUGGCUUCAUUUUAUACUACUUUGGCAUGGACUGUAUUUAUUUUCAAAAAGGCUUUUUUCAUUUUUGUUUUUCUUGGUAAGUUUUAUUGUGAGUUUUUCUAAUUAUGAAGCAAUUUUUUUUUCUCCACCAUGCUUUAUGUGAUAGUAUUUAAAAUUGAUGUGAGUUAUUAGGUCAAAAACUGAUCUAUUAAAGAAGUAAUUGGCCUUUCUGAGCUGAUUUUUUCCAUCUUUUGUAAUUAUCUUUAUUAAAAAAUUGUACUUGG
Messenger RNA from Trichechus manatus latirostris (Florida manatee), 2912 nucleotides. It is a transcript of the gene HDAC2, whose product is annotated as histone deacetylase 2. Gene Ontology annotation, biological process: negative regulation of transcription by RNA polymerase II. The record is from RefSeq and is a predicted model, not a curated record. Bases 1189 to 2565 code for a protein of 458 amino acids. Gene Ontology annotation, cellular component: nucleus; NuRD complex. The transcript has 17 exons. Gene Ontology annotation, molecular function: histone deacetylase activity. NCBI's taxonomy places the organism in Eukaryota, Metazoa, Chordata, Mammalia, Sirenia, Trichechidae.